Messenger RNA from Protopolystoma xenopodis, 591 nucleotides. Lineage: Eukaryota; Metazoa; Platyhelminthes; Monogenea; Polystomatidea; Polystomatidae. The record is from the annotation of a GenBank genome assembly.
AUGUUCCCAUUGGCUCUUGCCCCCUUUGCAUCCCCUCCUGCAGACAAUUGCACCUCGGGCAGUAUCGAGGACAGCGUUGUUGGUGUUGUUGUUGUUGUUGGUGGUGGUGGUAGUGGUCGAGGCGGUCGGGGUGGAGCGACGCGAAGACGCCAGGACCGAGGAGAGUCGCGGUCGGCCAGUCGGUCUUGCGAAGAGAAAGCCAAAGCCGAGACGGACGAAGCAGACGGGCUGGAGCGAGAGUCGCGAAGGACGAGUCGGGCUCGAGGCCGUGCCGGAAAGACGAUCUGCCGACCGGCCGACGAGGCGACUCGCCUCGGCCUCGUCGGCGCCUGCUCGAGCCCCACCGGCGCAGCGGGACUCGUCUCCGACCUGCCCACCAACACGACGACGGACUUCCACACGCCGGCAGAUGCGCUGUCGAGGCGGCCGGUCGACGAGUCCGGCGUCGCGAGGCCGCAAUUCGAUGAGCCCGUGCGGAUGCCCAAGAAACGAGGCCCCAAGAAGAAGCCACUCACGAAAGAGCGUGAAGUACGUCUGCGCAUUCGGAGAGUGCGAGCCAACACACGCGAGCGCAACCGGAUGCACGGGUAA